ACCGCCACCUACGAAGUCUUGCGCAUCGAUAAAUUCUGGAAAUUAUAAUGGGAAAGGGGCGUUCAAAGUACAAGCAAGGCCCUCCGGCACCGCUCAAUGAGCUCCUCGUCACAAGAAAACGCAAACCCGAAGAGAUUCCCGUCCAAUCCCCCGUCCAGUCAAAACGAAGGCGAGGUGGGGCAGCGAGUGCAAAAGCGGCUGACAAGAAAGGAAAACUGAUUGCGAAUGGCAAGAAGGGCUUGAAGGGGACGAAGCCGGCAGCGGUAUCCCCUCUGACCCAAAAGACAAAGAGAGAACUUUUUGAUGGUGACUCUGAUGAUGGGAUCAUGGAUGAUGAGUUUGGUGCAGAGUCUGGGGAUGAAGAGAUGGAGGAUCGACGCAUGUCGCUGAAAGACGAUUUCCUUGCAGGCGAAUCGGAUUCGGAUGUGUAUGACUCCGGCGAGGAGCAGGCUGGACACAUGUUCUCGGAGGAUGAAGGUGAAUCGGAUGCUGAGGAAAAGCUCACAGCGGCAAACAUUGAGGGCCUUUCGAGAAAACUCGAUUCACAGCUUGCACAUGAGGCUGCGGAAGCACAAGCGGAGCUGGAGGAAUCUGCGAUGCAAACUAACAUCGCCGGUGAGCCUAAGCCACAUAUUCUCGGAGACCCUGACGAUGAGGACGACCAAGCUGCUCUGGCUGCCCCCGACGUUACUUUACUCAGGACACGCAUCACCGAUACCGUACGAGUGUUGGACGAUUUUUCGAACUUGGCCGAGGAGGGGAGGUCCAGGGCUGAUUACACUGGACAAAUCUUGAAAGACAUUUGCGCCUAUUACGGCUAUUCAGAAUUCCUAGCUGAGAAAUUGUUCCACCUGUUUUCUCCUCAAGAAGCAUUCUCAUUCUUCGAGGCCAACGAGAAGGAGCGCCCUCAUGUUAUCCGUACAAACACUCUUAAGACAGGACGCAGGGAGCUUGCACAGGCUUUGAUCAACCGCGGUGUUACUCUCGAGCCUAUAGGAAAGUGGUCUAAGGUCGGACUUCAGAUCUUUGAAUCCCAAGUUCCGCUAGGUGCUACGCCUGAAUACCUCGCCGGUCACUACAUCCUCCAGGCUGCAUCGUCUUUCCUUCCCGUUAUGGCUCUUGCGCCUCAGGAGCAUGAGCGAAUUCUAGAUAUGGCAGCUGCUCCCGGUGGUAAAACAACCUACAUUUCGGCUUUGAUGAAGAACACCGGAUGCGUCUUUGCAAACGAUUCAAACAGGGCUCGCACUAAGGGUCUAAUUGGCAACAUUCACCGCAUGGGGGUCAAGAACACCAUUGUCUGUAACUACGAUGCGAAGGAGUUCCCCAAGGUCAUCGGUGGUUUUGACAGAGUUCUUCUUGAUGCUCCCUGCUCGGGUACCGGCGUCAUUUCCAAAGAUCCCAGCAUCAAGACAAACAAAAACGCAAAGGAUUUCAUGUUACUCCCGCAUCUUCAGAAACAGCUUCUUCUCUGUGCCAUUGAUUCUGUCGACCAUGCUUCUUCUACUGGUGGAUAUCUUGUCUACUCUACUUGUUCAGUAACAGUUGAGGAAAACGAAUCAGUCGUCGAAUACGCCCUCCGAAAAAGACCUAACGUCAAACUCGUCGAGACCGGCCUUACCUUCGGGAGAGAGGGUUUCACCAGCUACCGUGGAAAAACAUUUAGCGAGAAGAUGAAAUGGACUAGGAGGUUCUACCCACACAUGUACAACGUCGAUGGUUUCUUUGUAGCAAAAUUCAAGAAGAUUGGGCCUACCAGGGCGACGGCGGCCAACGGAACCAAGGCUGAUGGGGCCACAGAAGACGAGGGGAGUGGAGUGGAUAACAAUGAUGUUCCAUUUGGGGGGUUUGAUGAUGAGGCGGAUAGGGAGCUUAUGGAAAAAGCAGCGAAAAAACACCUCAAGAGGAAGGGGCUCAACCCGAAAGCCGUAGCCUACAGCAAGGGGGAAGUGGUCACUACCGCCGCUGAGGAGCCUAAGGCGCUAAAAGCCGAACCUACUAUGAAGGGGAAGGAGAAAACUCUAGGCAAGAGAGAAAAACAGGAGGAGAGGGCCCCGAAUAAAAGGAAGGAAGCCCCAAAGACCGACAAGAAGUCCAACUCCGACAAGAAGCCUGAGCCUACAAAAACGGCAGGCCCCGCUAAGGGUAACGCAAACGGAGAACCGAAAAAGCCAGCCAACGGAACCGCUCCCUCCCCCGGCUCCGCGUCUUCGAAGAAAACCCGAUCGGUUAAGAAGUUUGAGAAGCAAAAGCAAAAGAAACCUGGGAAAAAAUAGUUUGGUUAGACUGUGGGUUCAGAAAAGUUCUGGUUUCUUCUUUUCUAGUUUUGUUUUUCUCUUAUAUGGAAUCCCUUAUGCCAUAGUUUGUGCAUAUCCAACCCGCUUUUUAUAUCUCUGGUCAUGGCUCAGUGGAGGGACGAUAGUGUAGGAUUCGAUGUUAAUAUCUCAAUUGCUCAAUGAGUCCAUGUGAACCUAGUUGCGGUGGGAAUGGUGGCAAGUAGUCUAGCUUCUGCGAAGUUCCGUGGAUGCGGGGGUUCGCGCUGUAGACUCAGUACAGGAGAGAACUAUACCAAAAAUGGGACCGGGUGAUUGGAGUAUCG
Tuber aestivum (summer truffle) is the source of this 2596-nucleotide messenger RNA. The record is from the annotation of a GenBank genome assembly. Lineage: Eukaryota; Fungi; Ascomycota; Pezizomycetes; Pezizales; Tuberaceae.